Molecule: messenger RNA, 2923 nt
Organism: Fundulus heteroclitus (mummichog)
Lineage: Eukaryota; Metazoa; Chordata; Actinopteri; Cyprinodontiformes; Fundulidae
Product: solute carrier family 35 member F5
Exons: 15
Coding region: 163-1596 (477 amino acids)
Biological process (GO): regulation of peptide transport
Source: RefSeq, a predicted model, not a curated record
GUGUCGUUAUUAGCCAAUGAGGAAGCGAUCAGGAAACGCUAAUGUUUACAAGCAGCAGUUUCCUGAUAAAAGCAGAGAUUUCGGUGAUUCUGCGGCUCUGUGGGAAAUGACAGUUAGAUCAUGUCUCAAUUUAAAUGACGAGGUUUCACCUUCAGCAUCCUGAUGGAGUGGGUGUUCGUCAUGAACCGGAUGAGCUCUCAGGGCAGCUCUGCGUCCCAGCGCAGGCGCAUGGCCCUGGGAGUGGCCAUCCUGCUGCUGGUGGACGUCAUCUGGGUGGCCUCGUCUGAGCUCACCACGUACAUCUUUAAGCGGCAGGAGUACAACAAACCCUUCUUCAGCACCUUCACCAAGACCUCCAUGUUCGUGCUGUACCUGCUGGGCUUCCUGCUGUGGCGGCCAUGGAGGCAGCAGUGCAGCGGCACGCUCAAACGUCGCCAGUCUGCCUUCUUUGCUGAUGCGGAGGCCUACUUCGCUCCCUGCACCACUGACAGCACUGUGAACAACUGCUUGAGCGAGCCUCUGUACGUCCCGGUCAAGUUCCAGGACGCAGCAACGGACCCGUACGACUGUUUGACUGCAGACUGUGAAUCCUCCUCCAAGAAGCAGCGGGUCCGUUUCAGUAACAUCAUGGAGGUGCGUCAGCUGCCGUCCACCCAGGCCCUGGAGGCCAAGCUGUCCCGCAUGUCCUACCCGGCAGCCAGGGACCAGGAGGCUUUGCUGCGUACGGUGGGGAAGCUGAGCAUCACCGACGUGGCCAAGAUCAGCUUCUUCUUCUGCUUUGUGUGGUUCCUGGCCAACCUGUCCUACCAGGAAGCUCUGUCGGACACGCAGGUCGCCAUCGUCAACAUCCUCUCCUCCACCUCAGGCCUCUUUACGCUCGUCUUGGCCGCCAUCUUCCCCAGCAACAGCAGCGACCGCUUCACGCUCUCCAAGCUGUUAGCCGUGGCUCUGAGCAUGGGAGGCGUCGCCCUGGUGAGUCUGUCCAGCAUGGAGAGCCCCGAUGAGAAGGGAGUGGCAGGCUCCCUGUGGUCUCUGGCGGGGGCGAUGCUCUACGCCGUCUACAUCGUUCUGAUCAAGAGGAGAGUGGACCGCGAGGAUAAGCUCGACAUCCCCAUGUUCUUUGGCUUCGUGGGUCUCUUCAACCUGCUGCUGCUCUGGCCCGGCUUCCUCCUGCUCCACUACACCGGCUUCGAGGCCUUCGAGCUCCCCAGCCAGCUGGUGUGGACCUACAUCCUGAUAAACGGGCUGAUCGGGACGGUUCUGUCAGAGUUCCUGUGGCUCUGGGGAUGUUUUCUGACCUCGUCUCUCAUCGGGACUCUGGCUUUGAGCCUCACCAUCCCUCUCUCCAUUUUAGCAGACAUCUGUCUGCAGAAGGUGCGUUUCUCCUGGCUGUUCUUCGCCGGAGCCGUUCCCGUCUUCCUCUCCUUCUUCAUCGCCGCGCUCUUGUGUCACUACAACAACUGGGACCCCGUCCUGGUGGGGCUGAGGAGGCUCUACACUUUUAUCUUCAGGAAACAUCGCAUUCACAGACUGGCAGACCACAGCGAGCAGAGCGAGAGCCUCAUUCCUCUACACACCGUUUCCCCUCACGAGUGAACCUCCGUCCUGAAGGUGUGCGGAGUGGAGCCCGCUGAGCCGACAAUCUGGAAGCUUUCAUGAACAUUAAACCAGCCCAGUGCCUCCAUUUGGACUAAUUUAUUCCUCUGACUUUCUUCAUUGUGCUCAGACGGACAUUCAGCGCUGAUUCUUCUGUGGAAAGACGAGUUUUUAGGCAACAGGGAUGUUGAUUCUGAUCAGUUUGCUCCUUUGCUGAUUCGUACCUCCGUUUUGUGUCUAAUUCCAUCUUUUACCUGCGCAUCAGUUUAUUUUUUAUUAUAUGUUUGGGAUUUUUCAUCACUUAUGGAGCUAAAUCUCAGGUUUAGUUAAAUUCUUACCUGAGAUCUUCUGUUUAUUCUGCUGCUGAUGCUCAUAAAACGCGGCAGAUUAUAACCCCACAUCCUCCCACGGUAACGCUGAGUCAGCACUACUGGAACAUGACUGGGUUAGAGACAAUUUAUUUAAAACGUUGCAAAAGACAAACUGAUGCCUGGUUGAGGACGGUUGUGCACAAAAUGACCAAAUCUGCAGCGUUACGAAACGGCAAGAAGGACCAAACGGCUGAAUGACGACGGUACGCUGAUCUUUACCAUAACACUAAUUUCUCAUGGUGUGAAGCAUUUAGCGCUGUGGGGGGGGGGGCAUCCUUUAGGAACUGACAGGGGAUGUAAAGCUCUGUUAAAGAAGAUAAAUCAGCUGCUCCACCAUUUAGGAAAUGAUCCGGAGGUCCGGCUCCCCACAUCUGGCCACAUCUGCCUUCUGCUGGGCGCUACGUGACGUCCCCCCCCCCCCGUUAGACGCGGCGUGUUUACUUUAGACGCAGCGCUGGCUUUAAUGAAAGCAGAUCAGCAGUGAGAGGAUUUCUCUCUUCUGACACGAAGCUUCAUGGAAACACAGACGGAGGAGAACCGUCAGCGUUCUCCUCUCGUCCCGCUAAACCUCAGAUUUUAUUGCACUUGUGAUUAACCGGUCGGAUGAAGCAGACGAGGCGGCGCUCUUAAAGCUGUUUUCUUCGUUGCACUUUUUUUUUUUUUUUUUUUGUGAUUUCAGCUGAAAACGAUUUUAAAGAACUUUGUUUCCACAACGAACGUUAAUGUUUUAUCUUUUGUCAAUGGUGCUUGUGAAAUCAUGGGUAGGGUUUUUCUUUCUCAGGUUCUUUGUCUCUUCAUUAAUGAGGACGUUGUACAACAUUUAUAUAUGUAUGAGAAUGGCUUAAGAAGCCGUGAUGAUAAUCUCUCCUUUAUCAAACCAACUCUUUAAUAAUUUUAUUUUUCAAAACUGUUUUCAUACUUCAGUGCACUAUUAAAACAUAUCUUUGUAAAACUCA